AUGGGGACUCACCUUUCGAAACAGCUCGAGCGUCGAAAAGCCAUCUCGACCGAGAAGAAAGUCCUCACCGAUCUUCAGAAAUCAUGCGGCUGCGAAUUUCCGGGAUGCGAUUACAUGCCGACUGAUCGGAAAAACUGGAUGUCCGGCGUUGGACCUGAAAAGCUUCAUAUCAACAAGAUCGUGUGGCCAGGGACUCACGAUUCAGCCACGAACAAAAUCGGUAUCCGAUUCGUGUCUCGACCUUUCGCGCAGUGCCAGUCUCUUUCUAUAUAUAACCAGCUCGUGGCCGGUAGUCGAGUCUUGGACAUUCGAGUCCAAGAAGAUCGCCGUGUAUGCCACGGAAUCCUCAAGACUUAUAGUGUUGAUGUUGUCUUAACCGAUCUCAAACGGUUCUUGUCCGAAACAGAAUCCGAGAUUGUGAUUCUUGAGAUCAGAACAGAGUUUGGACACGAAGAUCCACCGGAUUUCGAUAAGUACCUCAUCGAACAGCUCGGUGAGCAUUUGAUUCACCAAGAUGAUAAUGUGUUCAAGAAGACAGUAGCUGAGUUGCUUCCUAAGAGAGUGAUCUGCGUUUGGAAACCGAGGAAAUCGCCUCAGCCUAAGCACGGCGAUCCGCUGUGGAGCGCGGGGUAUUUGAAAGACAAUUGGAUCGAUACGGACCUUCCUUCGACUAAAUUCGAAAGCAAUUUGAAGCAUUUGAGCCAGCAGCAACCUGCUACCUCUCGGAAAUUCUUCUACCGUGUUGAGAACACUGUCACGCCGCAGCCUGAUAACCCGAUAUUGUGUGUUAAACCGGUGACUAGCCGGAUUCAUUGCUACGCCAAGGUUUUUAUUAUUGAAUGUGUUAAGAGAGGAUGUGCUGAUAAAUUGCAGAUCUUCUCAACGGAUUUCAUUGAUAAAGACUUUGUUGAUGCUUGCGUUGGGCUCACCUUUGCAAGAUCUGAAGGUAAGGCUUGA
This is a messenger RNA of Arabis nemorensis, 957 nucleotides long. The record is from the annotation of a GenBank genome assembly. Lineage: Eukaryota; Viridiplantae; Streptophyta; Magnoliopsida; Brassicales; Brassicaceae.